Messenger RNA from Populus trichocarpa (black cottonwood), 1400 nucleotides. RefSeq names its product 1-aminocyclopropane-1-carboxylate oxidase homolog 3. NCBI's taxonomy places the organism in Eukaryota, Viridiplantae, Streptophyta, Magnoliopsida, Malpighiales, Salicaceae. The record is from RefSeq and is a predicted model, not a curated record. The transcript is spliced from 3 exons. The coding region runs from base 101 to 1207 and encodes 368 amino acids.
GUUUAGACUCCUCGUACAAAUCCUAAAGAGCCUUACAUGUCUUGAAGUCAAAAUAAAAUCUCAAUUGCCCCUCUUCCUACCAUAAAAAAUCAAGAACAACAUGGUGAUCAAAAGCUCAGCUGAAGUUCAAGAAUCAAACUAUGACAAAGAAAGUCAACUCAAAGCUUUUGAUGACACGAGAACUGGAGUGAAGGGUCUAAUAGAUAAUGGAAUUACCAAGAUUCCAAAGAUAUUCGUUCAUGACAAAAGAUCAGAUGUUUCAAGUGAUUCUGAUCAGUCUGCGGCUGUUCCAUUGAUAGACUUCGAAGGCAUAGAUGAAGAUAGAAGUCAACGUGCAAAGGUAGUCGAGGGAGUAAGAGAUGCUUGUGCCGAGUGGGGUUUCUUUCAAGUGGUCAAUCAUGGAAUCCCAGUUAGUGUUUUGGAGGAAAUGAUUGGUGGGGUAGCUAGGUUUCAUGAGCAAGAUAGUGAAGUGAAGAAAGAAUGGUAUUCAAGGGAUUACACAAGGAAGGUGCUUUAUAAUUCAAAUUUUGAUCUUUAUCAAGCCCCAGCUGCCAAUUGGAGAGAUACUUUGAGUUGUGUCAUGGCUCCUCGCCAGCCGAAUCCCCAUGACUUGCCUGAUGUGUGCAGAGAUAUCAUGAAUGAUUACUCAAACAAAGUAAUGGUUUUAGCACAAAGAUUAUUCGAAUUGCUGUCAGAAGCACUGGGACUUGAUCCUAAUUACCUUAAAGACAUACACUGUGCAGAGGGACUCUUUUUUCUGGGCCAUUACUACCCAGCAUGUCCUGAACCAGAUUUGACUUUUGGCACUAGCAGCCAUUCUGAUAGUAGCUUCCUCACUGUUCUUGUACAAGACCAAAUUGGUGGCCUCCAAGUCCUUCAUGAAAAUCAAUGGGUUGAUCUUAACCCCAUUCCAGGAGCUCUUGUUAUAAACCUGGGAGACAUGUUACAGUUAAUUUCGAAUGACAGAUUUAUUAGUGUCCAGCACAGAGUGCUAGCAAGAACUGUAGGUCCAAGAAUUUCUGUGGCAUGCUUUAUAAGACAACACCUUCCGCCUGAGAAUGCCUCGAGACUAUAUGGGCCAAUCAAGGAGUUGCUAUCAGAAGAAAGCCCAGCAAUCUACCGAGAAACCACUGUGAAGGACUUGGUAACCCACUACUAUGCAAAAGGGCUCGAUGGGAUCUCUGCAUUGGAGCAUUUCAAGCUGUGAAACUGGUUAUGAGUAUCUUCUUGCUCAAGCUCUAGAAUGCUAGUGAAAUGCUGUUCCUUCGAACGGUGAUAAUUAUGUAUGAGCGAGGUUGUCUGGCCGCCUUGUCUUGUUUCAUAUGUUUCCUCUUCGGAUCCGUUGGACUUGCUUUGUACUUGGUGAUAAUAUAUUAUCUGAAGCAUGUAUUUCGACUAAA